Messenger RNA from Acanthaster planci (crown-of-thorns starfish), 1980 nucleotides. It is a transcript of the gene ddost, whose product is annotated as dolichyl-diphosphooligosaccharide--protein glycosyltransferase non-catalytic subunit. Lineage: Eukaryota; Metazoa; Echinodermata; Asteroidea; Valvatida; Acanthasteridae. The record is from RefSeq and is a predicted model, not a curated record. Gene Ontology annotation, cellular component: oligosaccharyltransferase complex; endoplasmic reticulum membrane.
UAUCUACUAUUUAUCCUCUCUCCCUCUCUUCAACAUGGCCGUCGGCGUGGUGCUCGUUUUGUGCAGUGUCUUAGCGAUUCUCUCCACGGUUCAGGGUGGAGGAAAGACACUAGUUUUACUGGAUUCAGCGGGCUUAAAGGAAUCUCACUCGAUAUUUUUCAAGUCGUUGCAAGACCGUGGGUUUGAUUUAACCUUUAAAACAGCAGAUGACCCUGGUCUAAAGCUCUCCAAUUACGGGGAAUAUAUUUAUGAGCAUUUAGUGCUGUUCUGCCCAUCAGUAGAAGAGUUUGGAGGUCAGAUCGCAGAGGGGUCAAUCACUGAGUUUAUUGAUGCUGGCGGAAAUGUGCUGGUGGCUGCAAGCUCGGAUAUAGGUGAACCAAUCAGGGAGCUGGGCACAGAAUGCGGAGUUGAUUUUGACGAGGAAGGAACAGCCGUCAUCGACCAUCUCAACUACGACGUCAGCGAUGAAGGACUGCACACUCUGGUAGUGGCCGAUCCUGCCAAUCUGAUUGAGUCCCCAACCAUGGUUGGCUCCCAGAGGUCUCUGCCAAUCCUCUUCAGUGGAGUUGGCAUGACUGCAGACCCAGACAACCCCCUGGUCCUGGACGUCCUGCACGGCGCAUCCUCCGCCUACUCCCACAACCCUACCAAGGACGUGACGGACUACCCCCACGCCGUGGGCACCAACACCCUGCUGCUGGCGGCCCUGCAGGCCCGCAACAACGCCCGGGUGGUCUUCAGCGGCUCCCUGGACAUGUUUAGCGAUCGGUUCUUUCAGGCCUCAGUGCAGAAGGCCGCCCCGGGAUCCCCCAAAUCGGGUCGCUCGGGCAACCAGGAGCUAGCUUUGGCCCUGUCCGGCUGGGUGUUCAAGGAGAAAGGAGUGCUCCGCGUCCAGCGUGUCUCUCAUCACCUUGUCAACGAGAAGAACACCCCUGCUGCCUACACGGUGGAGGAUCAAGUGGAGUACAACAUUUGGAUCGACAUCCUAGUGGACGGUAAGUGGGAGCCCUUCUCAGCCACUGAUGUCCAGCUGGAGUUUGUGCGCAUCGACCCCUUCAUCCGGACCAAACUGACCAGCAAGAAUGGCAAGUUCUCCACCCAGUUCAAGUUGCCCGACGUGUACGGCGUGUUCCAGUUCAAGGUGGACUACAAUCGCAUCGGUUACACCCAUCUGUACAGCACAACUCAGGUUUCUGUCCGGCCGUGGGAGCACACCCAGUUUGAGCGUUUCAUCCCCUCGGCAUUCCCCUACUACGCCAGUAGCUUCUCCAUGAUGUUCGGUCUCUUCUUAUUCAGCCUCAUCUUCCUCCAUCAUCGGGAGGACACCAAGGCCAAGAAGGAGUGAUGCUUCUAUUGCGCCGGACUUUCUGGAGAUUUUAUUCUUAUUUCACGGUGAAAAAUUCUUUUCUGUUUUGGGAUUCAUUUUUUGAUGUGUGGAAGGGAAAAGGACAUCCUCCAAAUAUGUAAUUCCAUUUGCACGGCAGGAGUGAAAUGUAUCAAAUCUCACGAACAAUUAUCUGGAAAUUGAGAACCAGUCUGGCGGGCACUGUCAGACACGUUGGCGGGCAAUGCGAGUCUGGUCAGCAUGCCCACUUCUGCCCAAUUAAUUUUCAUGCCAACUAGAUGUGCCGACACUUGACCAACCUGCUUGUGAAAAAUUGAUACUCCUCUUCUGCAGUCAAUCCGUUAAGAACAGAAAAAGAGAGGAUGAACCCUUGUUUAGGGAACGUUUCAAAAUUACAGAAGGCGGUAUUUACUGCGGUACCGCUGUAUUUUUGCGGUACCAGCAUUAAGCCCUUUCGGGUAACUAGUGCAGUGCCGCUAAAAAAAACAGCGGUACCGCAGUAAAUACCGCCUUCAACAAUCAUGAAACGCUCCCGUACCAAAAAUCCUCACGCUUUCAGGUAUCUUGUGCAAACCUGCCCGUGUCGUGUCAUAAGGGAUACUCUUUUGAACUUGGACAUCCUUUCAUACUUAUUU